CUACGACAUGGACUACGCCGAGAUCGUUGACAUCUGGAGGAAACAGAAGACGCGAAAGCAGGCUAAGACUGUGGCCUAUGAGGCUCCCCUCAACAAAGGCAAGAGUGCAGCCGAGGAUUCGGAUGAGGAGAUUGCAGCUAGUGAGGGUUCAUAUGAGGAUGAGGAUGAUGAGGAGGAGGAGGAUGAUGAUGAUGAUGAUGAUGAUGAUGAUGAUGAUGAUGAUGAUGAUGAUGAUGAUGAUGAUGAUGAUGAUGAUGAUGAUGAUGAUGAUGAUGAUGAUGAUGAUGAUGAUGAUGAUGAUGAUGGUGAUGAUGAUGAUGAUGAUGAUGAUGAUGAUGAUGAUGAUGAUGAUGAUGAUGAUGAUGAUGAUGAUGAUGAUGAUGAUGAUGAUGAUGAUGAUGAUGAGAUGCUGCUCUGUUACCGGUUUUUUUUCUGAUAAGGCACAAAAACCCUGGCAAAUCAGAG
Molecule: messenger RNA, 465 nt
Organism: Closterium sp. NIES-67
Lineage: Eukaryota; Viridiplantae; Streptophyta; Zygnematophyceae; Desmidiales; Closteriaceae
Source: the annotation of a GenBank genome assembly